Molecule: messenger RNA, 624 nt
Organism: Cyphellophora attinorum
Lineage: Eukaryota; Fungi; Ascomycota; Eurotiomycetes; Chaetothyriales; Cyphellophoraceae
Product: Protein GET1
Exons: 3
Coding region: 1-624 (207 amino acids)
Biological process (GO): tail-anchored membrane protein insertion into ER membrane
Cellular component (GO): GET complex
Source: RefSeq, a predicted model, not a curated record
AUGUCGCUCCUGGUGGUCGUCUUCUUCCUGGAACUUGCGCUUUACCUCAUCACCACAGUUGGUGCAAAGCCGAUCAACGAAUUGUUAUGGCAACUCUGGAGCCGUACACCAUUCGGCACAUCUAAAGACGUCCAAGAGCAGAUCCGCUUGAGGAGAGAGGUCGUCCGCAUGAAGCGUGAGCUCGGUGGGAUCAGUGCGCAGGAUGACUUUGCAAGAUGGGCGAAACUGCGGCGGCAACACGACAAGGCGAUGGAAGAACACGAUAAGAAAGCGGCUGCUGUUGGAAAUGCCCGGACAUCUUUCGACAGCAAAGCGACUAUGUUUCGGUGGACAUGCACAAGCGGCGUCAAAUUCGCGCUCCAGUUCUGGCACGCGAAGAGCCCCAUAUACACAUACCCGCGCGAAUGGUUUCCCUGGCCGAUCGAAUUUGCGCUGGGCUUCCCAAGGUGUCCGUACGGAGGCGUGAGCAUCAAUGUUUGGAGCAACUCUUGUGGGAUAGUCAUAGCCCUCGUGGGAGACGUGAUCAUGUCCGUCAUGCAGAAGAGCGCGCAGCCGCAGAAAGAAAAGGUUGCGAUGCCAGCUAGAGGGCCUAGUAGCAUCCCAUCUGCACCGGAUGUUGACUAA